CGAUACCGUACCGAGAGAGUUGAAGCUGAGAAAGAAUGGCGGGGCUCUACGAGAAGCAGUCGGAGACGUACGCCAAGAAGCGUCCGCAGUACCCCAAGGAGUGGUUCUCCAUGCUGGCCAGCCUCACCGCGGGGCACCAGCGCGCCUGGGACGCCGGGUGUGGCACCGGCCAGGCCGCCAUCAGCAUGGCGGAGCACUACGAGAGCGUGGUGGCGACGGACGUGAGCGAGGGGCAGCUCCGGCACGCCACCGCGCACCCGAAGGUGCGGUACCUCCACACCCCGGAGCACCUCUCGGAGGACGAGCUGGUGUCGCUGGUCGGCGGCGAGGGCUCCCUGGACCUGGUCGUGGUGGCCACCUCCAUCCACUGGUUCGACGUCCCGCUCUUCUACGCCGUCGUGAGCCGCGCCCUGCGGAAGCCCGGCGGCAUGCUCGCCGUGUGGGGCUACAACUACGAGAUCCACCCGUUCGAGGACGCGCUGCACGGCCAGCUCUACCCGGCCCUGCGGCCGUACCUGGACCCGCGGGCGGGACUGGCCAUGGAGCGGUACAGGUCCCUGCCGUUCCCGUUCGAGCCCGUCGGGGUGGGCGCCGAGGGCGCGCCCGCCGACGUGGACAUCGAGGUGGAGAUGACGCUGGAGGACCUGGUCGGGUUCCUGAACACCGGCUCUGUCGUGACCACGGCGAGGGCCAAGGGCGUGGACCUGGAGGCGGUCACGAGGGCCGCGCUGAAGCGUGUGGAGGAGCAGUGGGGCGGCGCGCCCACCGUGCCGAGGAAGCUCGUGUUCAAGGCGUUCAUGCUCGCCGGGAGGCCCAAGUGCUGAAGUGAUAAUGCCGAAUAAGUGUUUGCUUGUCAGUCAGCGUGAGAUUGAGAUGAGAUCACAGACUACAAUACAUCAUAUAGCCAGCCACUGGAUUAUGUCUGGCGAUCUAAUGACAUCUGAAGCCACUACAUCCAACCCAGGUAGAGGUAGCAAACUGCGUAUUCCUUUCAUGCUGUAUGCAGAAUGAAGAAGAAAUACCUAUUUCCAUUGCCUAGUGAAUUCCCAUUAGUAUUUCUUCUUUCACUGGAUUAUGUUGUAUGCAGAAUGAAGAAGAAAUACCUAUUUUCAUUGCCUAGUGAAUUCCCAUUAGUAUUUCUUCUUUCACUGGAUUAUGUUGUAUGCAGAAUGAAGAAGAAAUACCUAUUUUCAUUGCCUAGUGAAUUCCCAUUAGUAUUUCUUCUUUCACUGGAUUAUGUUGUAUGCAGAAUGAAGAAGAAAUACCUAUUUUCAUUGCCUAGUG
Molecule: messenger RNA, 1284 nt
Organism: Zea mays
Lineage: Eukaryota; Viridiplantae; Streptophyta; Magnoliopsida; Poales; Poaceae
Exons: 2
Coding region: 36-824 (262 amino acids)
Source: RefSeq, marked predicted